GUGCACGCGCAUACGCGUCAAUACACUCGGUGCGCAUAGUAUCUCGCGGACGCGCCGGACGUGGAUUUAUGCCGACGAGCGGUCGAAGACGAUAACUUUUUCGACAGUACCAAUACUUAUACUUAGACUACCGAACGCCGUUUUUGUCAAUAUUAUAAGUUUUUUGAAUUUUUAUUUUUUUGUUUUCGGUGUGAUCGCAGUUGUCGUAGUUCUUUAUAUAAUAUAUUCGCGAUAUUAUUUUAUAUUUGUUUACUUUUCGUUAUAUUCAAGUGCGGUGGUGAAGUGCGGCAUAUAUAUACGAGUGUGUCUUAACCCAGCAGUGCGACCGUCUUCGGCAGACUUAUAUACUUGGCGAAUAUAGUAUAUUGGCGUGUAUAUACCUACCGCGAUUGUUUACGAAAAGCCUACCGAUUACUUUUGAUUGCUGUAACAGUGAACAAAUUCGAACAUUUUUUUUUUAAAAAUUAUAAUCGGUAAACAAAUAUGACCUUGUGAAAAAUAGCUAUUGUUUUUUAUAAUUUUUCUCGGGGUGAAUGACCGUCGACGAGGACUCGCCCUUUAAUGAUCAACAGGGUAAAAAUCGAGUUCCGUCACAAUUUCUGUCAAUCCGCAGCAUCAGUGGACCAACAGCAUCAGCGCCAAGUACGGUGCAAUAUUAAAGACAACUACACAUUACGUCGCCGACGACUAAAACUGCCAUAGCCGAUACCCAACAGUCGUGGUAUUAUGCGAUUUUCGUACGCGUCGGUGUUUCAUCGGUCGAGAUGAAAUCGUCCGACGACGACAAGCACUGCGUCAGUCCUCGCGAACCACAAAUUCCAACUGAUUCUUGGAAGAGUGCUGGAUGAUAGUAUCUGUCGGGGCGGCGAAUCAAUAGAACCACCCCAACUGGAUCCCGAGUGGCUGAGGGCGGAGACCAGCGGCGACCCCGUUAUGCGGCUGUCCAACGGCAGCGAAGGGGCUACCGACUCCAUGGUUGAAAUGUUGCAGUUCAACGAGCACUUCCUGGACGAGGACGGUACCAAAUUCAUGUUGAAUCCCGCCGAGCUGGAAGACCUGCUGGGACGCGAUCAGUACGCUGCCGACGGUUCACCGAUCGCCGUGUCAGUGCAACAACAACAGCAGCAGCAACAACACCUCCACGGCGGUCAUCACCACCACGGUCAUCACCAUCAACAACCGAACGUCGUUGAUCAGCCCAACACCAAGCCAACCGCGAAUUUUGCCGACCUCAAGCCGCUGAUGCCGUUCCACACGAUCACGGAGCGCGUGAACAUCAACGGCAUACCCGGCCACCACUACCAAUCGAUCGCGUCCAACAAUCGGGUGGCUGAGAACAACAACAACACGGCCACGGCCAACAACAACAUGUACUAUCAAAACGAAUACCUGGUAACGUCGUCUACCAACGCGGGACUGACCAAGUUCAAGGAGGAGGACACGUUCGUGGAUAAUCAGUUCGACGAGUUUGAAAUGCUGAUGGGCAGUCCAUCGUUUGGGCCGGACACGACGGUGACGGCAAGCGGCGACCACCCGGCCGUGGACGGCCCCGACGAGUGGCUGAGCGUGGGCGACGACUGGGCGUCAUAUGAACAUCCGAACGGUUCGCCUCAAGACAACAAGGCUGGCAUACUUGCGGAUGUCACCAUACACGACCUGGUGGCCAGUUCCCAGUUUCCGGGCAUGACCAACGGAGGUGGCGGUGGGACAGGUAAUUAUCACCAGCAGCCACCGUCCUCCAUGCAGAAACCACUGUACCAACAGCAGCAGCAGCAGCAGCAGCCCCGUGAGCUGGUAACAUCUAACGUGCCACCGCCCGCGCCCCGCCCAGCUGCCGCGGCGUUCAUGCCACUGCUCCAGAGCCGGCUGCAGAACGGGCCGGCCAACAAAGCGCCGCUCCAAGACGCCGGCAGCUAUCACAUGGACUGCGCAUCGUCACCGUCGUCGUCCACCCCGUCGUACCUGGCGCACAGCCCGACAAGUCACGUGGUCAGCACCACAGACUUGGGCGGUUACAUGCCGUCCGCCGCGGCUGCUGCGGCGGCUGCUGCUGCUGCCGCUGCGGCCGCGUCCGUCCACAGCUCGCGACCGUCGCCCGAGUUCGCGCACACUACCACGCCUGGUCAAGGACCUCAUAUGACCACGAAAAAGUCGCGGAACAGGAGUGGCAAGGCAAAGGGCAGUGGAGGCGGCGGUGGUGGAGGUGGCGGUGGCGGAGGAGUGACCGCCCGGAGCACCGUUGUCUACUGUUCGGAUGGCAACGUGGCCAGGGAACGGACCGUCCACAACUGUCAUAUAUGCAACCGCGGGUUCCUGAACAAAAGCAACAUUAAGGUUCACCUGCGCACGCACACGGGCGAGAAGCCGUUCCGGUGCGAGGUGUGCCAGAAAGCGUUCCGGCAGAAGGCCCAUCUCAUCAAGCACGCGCAGAUCCACAAACGCAGUGGCCGGGACUGAGCCCGGCCGUCGUACGUCCACUAAGGCCACCCCGGGACGUUGGGCUGCAGCAGGUACCAACAUUAACUAUAAUACGUUACGACGACGUGAUCACUACAACAUAAAUACAAUAAUAAUAUUAAUAAUAAUAAAUUGUCCGCAUUACAACAUGAUUAUACUUAAAUGUCGCUUUCGACUUUUAGCCCGUUAGCAGCCAUGCGCGAUCGUACCACAUGAAGCGUCGUCGCGUUUAAUAAAUGCAUUUUGACCAAAGACUCUAAACAAUUCGAAUAUUAUUAUUUUAUUUUGGAUUUAUUAUUAUUAUUAUUAUUAUUAUUAUUAUUAUUAUUAUUUUAUUCGUGUCCGCAGCAACGUACGUCCGUUAGUUUUUCGACAACAGCGUACGCGAAACGCCGUUUUAUUAUUGUACCUCUAUAGUCUGUGUUAUGAAAUAUUAUGUACGUGUUGGUCUGAAUCUCGACGAUGAUGUUGUGAUGGGUGAAAACCCGCUUCGAUCUGAUAGUAUUAUUGUGUAUGACGAACAACGCGGGCAACGAUUUUAGUUUUUAAAAAAAGUACAAAAUGUAAUUUGUUCGUGAAUUAUUGUAUAUUAAUUCGUCUUAAUCAUUAUUAUUAUUCAUAUCAUCAUUAUUAUUACUUGUAUUUGAUAUUAUUAUUUUUAAUUAUUAUUUAUAUGAAUUAUGAUUAUUAUUACUAUUUUUAUUGUUGCAACUUGUAAGUAAUCCGCGAGCGUGGAUCGAGUUUUCGCACGGUCACGCGAUUAAUUUAUAUUUAUUAUUGUUUUGUUUGUUUGUUAUUUAUUCGGUGUUCUCCGGCGCUAUCGCUAAACACUACAAUUGUUUUGAAAAAACUUAAUAUUAACCUCAAACAUGGUUUUUUCGUUCUUUACUAAUUUUUUUUUCGUGUCGACCACGGAGAACACCUAUUUAUAUAUUUAUAUAUAUAUAUACAUUAUGUAAUGUAAUAAAGGUAAUGAUGUUAAUUUUAGCGUCGAGUAGUCUCUUAUAUAUAUUAUUCACUUGCAAUUUGUUUUACGAAUCACUUUACUACUUGUGCUGUUGUACAUAUGUAAGUUAUUAUAUUAUUAUUUAUCGUCGGGCGCAGUUGAAAAUCGAAAUUGGAGUAGUACGAAGUUGUUACGAUUUCUGUGCAUGCGUUUUGUAUGUAUUCCAUAUAUGUACAUAAUAUAUGUAUGUUAUAUAUGUUUCGAUUUUUAGACGACCCCAUUUUGUUUUGUACUUAUUUAUUUGUAUUUAAUUUAUUUAGUUUAUUUUUGUAUUCGUCAAAUUUUUUGUAACACCCGUAUAUACCUAUAUAUAUAUAUAUAUACUAUAUAGUGUUUAUAAUAUCUCAAUAGUAUUAAUAAUUGCUGUAAUGGUUUUAAGGUUAAAAUUGCAUAUGUUUAUCGUUUAUCUUUUUAUUGUUAGACCUACCGGUAUACAUGAUUUGUUUUUAUACAAUAAAUAAACACUAAGGACUAAUCGUCAACAGUAUCAUAUAAUAACAAGA
This is a messenger RNA of Metopolophium dirhodum (rose-grain aphid), 3966 nucleotides long. RefSeq names its product ichor-like. Lineage: Eukaryota; Metazoa; Arthropoda; Insecta; Hemiptera; Aphididae. Bases 934 to 2457 code for a protein of 507 amino acids. Gene Ontology annotation, cellular component: nucleus. The transcript has 4 exons. Gene Ontology annotation, molecular function: DNA-binding transcription factor activity, RNA polymerase II-specific; RNA polymerase II transcription regulatory region sequence-specific DNA binding. Gene Ontology annotation, biological process: embryonic pattern specification; regulation of transcription by RNA polymerase II; embryo development. The record is from RefSeq and is a predicted model, not a curated record.